AUGCAAGGGUUACCGUCGCAUGGGUGGCGACAGCUAAACAAGCUAGCGCUCACAUCCCGUCUUACAACUCUCAACGUCGGCACGGUGCCUGGACGGUACAACGAACUACCUAAAGCCAUUGAAACCAUACGCAUAGACAACUGUGCAGUGCAAAAAACACGGUGGAGAGGAAGCAAAUCUGCCUACGCUCCACAAACUGGCCAAGCAACUUCUGUCAAGGACGCCUUUUGGAGGAUGCUUUGUGCAAACACUGCUAAAGUGCCCCUAGAAGAUUACAUCACCAUCGCUGGUGAUCUGAAUGGGCACAUAGGGUGCAGAAAGGAAGAACAGACUGCUCAUGGUGGGCAUGGAUUCGGAGAAAAGAAUGACGAAAGUCAGCUUAUCCUCGAUUUCUCAGAAGCUCAUAACCUGGCAAUUGCGAGCACAUGUUGCGACACAACACUGUCCAUUGAUCUGCAAGCUACAAAUAAAGUUUCCAACAAACAAGCACAUAGAUCGCACAGGACCUUUGAAGAAAGCUGGGAGAAACUUGAAGAGUCUGCUCACAAAGCUGCACAUGCAGUUCUUGUAACAACAAGACCAGGGCGACGAAGGAUCGAUAGAGAUACGUGGAUUUGGAAUGACACCAUCAAAGACGCGGUACAUACAAAGAAAUGA
Messenger RNA from Schistocerca nitens (vagrant locust), 657 nucleotides. RefSeq lists its product as uncharacterized. Gene Ontology annotation, biological process: chromatin remodeling. The coding region runs from base 1 to 657 and encodes 218 amino acids. Gene Ontology annotation, cellular component: nucleus. The record is from RefSeq and is a predicted model, not a curated record. Lineage: Eukaryota; Metazoa; Arthropoda; Insecta; Orthoptera; Acrididae. The transcript has 4 exons.